Messenger RNA from Venustampulla echinocandica, 888 nucleotides. RefSeq lists its product as uncharacterized. The record is from RefSeq and is a predicted model, not a curated record. Gene Ontology annotation, biological process: (1->6)-beta-D-glucan biosynthetic process; fungal-type cell wall biogenesis. The transcript is spliced from 4 exons. Gene Ontology annotation, cellular component: endoplasmic reticulum membrane. The coding region runs from base 1 to 888 and encodes 295 amino acids. NCBI's taxonomy places the organism in Eukaryota, Fungi, Ascomycota, Leotiomycetes, Helotiales, Pleuroascaceae.
AUGCGUCUCUCAAUAGCUGCAGCUGCAGCUUGUCUAGCAUCUGCGCAUGCGUUCAAAGAUACCUCACCAUUCCUUCUGUUCGCGUCUUCUCAGUUGCCAUCCGCGCUGCAAAAUCAACAGAGUCAGCAGCUACAAUCCGCUUCCAAUGUCCUAAAUACCGCGAAGAAGAUCUUGGGGAAAUGUGACCAGGAUAUCUACUACUUUGUCCACCAACUUGAUGUCAACGCCGCCCAGCUCUCGAGCAAUGCUCCACCACACUUGACGAAAGCGCUUUCAGAUUCUGAUGCCAGGGGGAGAUAUUCUGUCUCGGAAGUCAUCGACUUUGAUAGGGAACAUUUUGAUCAACUGGUCGAUUACGUGGAGACUCAGUGCAAGGCAACCGCUGUGGGCCAGAACCCCUCCGGCAUCCACUCCGCAUUGGAGAGUCGUGAAGACAACUCGCCCCUCUACGCCAAAUGGAAUUUUGGCGCACUGCCCAAGCUUGCAUCUGAACGCAAGACAGAACUGGCGAAUAAUGAUGCCGAAUUAAACACAUACCUCAAAGAUUUGCCAAAAGACUAUAAAUACACUGUCAUCUACACUACUAGCCCACCAUCUACUUCUGUGCAUGAUGACCUUGUCUACGAGCCAGCCUUCGACGAAGCUGUGCACAUGGACCUAAAGCGGCAACUACUAGGGAGGGAAGGUGAGGGCGCGAGCCCAAGGGAUACACGACCCCUCUUCGAGAAAUACCAGUUCUUCACUCCAGGCCUCUUUAUGGGCAUCCUCGUCUCGUUGCUUCUACUUUCGAUUUUGGGCGUAGGUAUCAGCGCGAUAUCCAGUCUCCAGGUAUCCUACAAAGCAUUCGAUAAGGAGAAUGGCCCGGCUGCACAGAAGAAGCAGCAGUGA